GCAUUUCCCUACUCACUCUGUCAACAUGAUAGCUGUAGCUGGCUCCAACUCCUAUGCUCUGUGUGGAUUUGUCCUUGUGUCAUUUGUAUUUCAGGCUGGGUUUUUCAUUUUCACUUACGUUUACUUCACAAAUGAAAUCAAACAGAUUCAUGAAAGCUACAUCCGAAAUAUUGCCUGUUUCGUCGAAGAAGAUUUUGAAAAUGUCCUUCAACCCGUGGAUAGGAUUGUUGCUGACAGAAAUAAUGACUGCUGGGCAGUAAGGACUCAGCUGAAAGUUUUAAUGAGAAAGAUGAUUGUGGGCAAUUAUGGACCAGAUAUAUCAGCAAUAAUCAAAGAAAAGGUUUCAGAAAUGAUUCCAAUUGUCGCUGCUGAGAAGCAAACACAAACACGGCAACUCUUUGCUGCUCACUUCACUGGAAACGGGAAACCCCAACUGCAGCAAGAAAGUCUUUGGAAUAAACCCUAUCAGGGAUAUAAAAUAACUGAAUGGUCUGAAAAAAAGUCCUCAUCUUCAAAUGACCAAAUCAAACUGGAAAAUGGAGAGCUGGUCAUUUCAGAAAAUGGCUACUACUACAUCUAUGCCCAGACAUACUUCCGUUACAAGGACCCAGAGGAGGGAAAAAGUAAACAACUAGUGCAAUUCAUAUACAAAAGAACAAAUUACCCCAAGCCCAUAGCACUGAUGAAAAAUGUGAAGACAACCUGUUGGUCCAAAGAGGCACAGCAUGAACUUCACUCCAUUUACCAAGGAGGUGUUUUUAAACUAAAUAAGAAUGACCGACUUUUUGUUUCAGCAAGUAAUGUAAGUAUGGUAGACACAGAUGAAGCGGGAACCUUUUUUGGAGCAUUCCAGAUAUCCUAAAUAGAAAAGGAUUAUGGGAGAACUGGAAAUGUUAUGAACAGUUGAAAAGGCAAUAAAAGGAAACCUGUCAUCUUAGAAAUACAAGAGCAUCUAUUGCUGGCCUCCUGAAAUUCUAGCCAGGAGUACUUAUUUACAUUCCAAUAGACUUGUUAUAUAACUCUGAAGGACACUAACAAGUAUCAGAAACACUCAUGACCAAAUUACCUGUGUGGGGAUAAAAGCUGGGUAUGUUAUUGACACUCAUUAGAUCCGAGGAUGAGUAGAGAAACGUCCCCCAUUG
Messenger RNA from Rana temporaria (common frog), 1142 nucleotides. RefSeq names its product TNF superfamily member 10 (gene TNFSF10). Gene Ontology annotation, cellular component: membrane. The record is from RefSeq and is a predicted model, not a curated record. The transcript has 5 exons. The coding region runs from base 26 to 862 and encodes 278 amino acids. Gene Ontology annotation, biological process: immune response. Gene Ontology annotation, molecular function: tumor necrosis factor receptor binding; CD40 receptor binding. NCBI's taxonomy places the organism in Eukaryota, Metazoa, Chordata, Amphibia, Anura, Ranidae.